GCUUAUAACAGCCAUCUACCUGCUCGGCAUUCCAUAUUCCUCUCGCUUUCCACCAUCAUCAUGACUGUCGGCUAUUCAGACGGCUUUGGGACGCGCGCAGUACACACAGGUUCCGCACCUUCACUAGAAACAGGCGCUGUCAUUCCUCCUAUUUCUCUUGCAACCACAUAUGCGCAGUCUGCCGUCGGUGUACACAAGGGCUACGAAUAUACCCGGUCAGGAAAUCCAAAUCGCGACCAGCUCGAGCAGCUUCUAGCAAGCAUUGAACGGGGCGGAGAAUAUGCUCUUGCCUUUGCCUCGGGAUCUUCUACGACGGCAACCGUUCUCCAGAGUCUCGGUCCAGACGCACAUGUUCUUAGCGUCAACGAUGUUUAUGGAGGAACCUUCCGCUAUAUGACCAAAGUUUCGAACUUAGAGACGUCUUUCGUUGAUUUGGAGAAGGAAGAAGAUGAAACGAUCUAUGCUGCGAUUAGGUCUAACACGAAAUUAAUUUGGAUAGAAUCACCAACAAAUCCUACCUUGCGACUAAUUUCCAUCCCUCGCAUCGUCGCAAUCGCGCGCUCGCAUCCGUCAAGACCGCUCGUUCUUGUAGACUCGACCUUCCUCUCGCCAUACUAUCAGUCCCCUCUUCUGGCAGGAGCCGAUCUCGUCAUGCAUUCACUCACCAAAUAUAUCAACGGACACUCAGAUGUCCUUAUGGGAGCGCUGAUCCUUCCAGAGAGGCACACAGAACUCGCCCAGCAUCUUCGCUUCUUGCAAAAUGCCAUCGGUGCUGUCCCGAGUGCUUUCGACUGUUGGCUCGCUCAACGAGGAGCUAAGACUUUACAUCUCCGCAUGCGGCAACACGGUCAGAGUGCUUUACGCGUCGCUCGUUUCUUAGAAAGUCGUAUAGGCAACGAAGUAAAGGACGUUAUUUAUCCUGGUCUGGCAAGCCAUCCUCUAAAUGACGUCGCGUACGAGAGUUUGAGUCCUCAUGCACGCGCGUGGGUUGAUAGUCUCGGAGAUCGUGAAACGGCUGGUGGAUUCCCUUACGGCGGGAUGGUCUCGUUCCGAAUUGCAACUCCAGAUGCAGAGACGUACGGAGGCAAGGCACACGCAACAGCUGAGAAUUUCCUUAAAUCGCUACGUCUCUUCACACUCGCUGAGUCGCUCGGUGGUGUUGAGUCUCUUGCGGAGUUACCAUCCCUCAUGACACACGGCUCCAUCCCGCCUGCUGAACGCGCUCAACUCGGAAUCGGUGAUGACCUCGUCCGACUAAGCGUUGGUGUUGAGGAUGGUGACGAUCUAGUGCGCGAUGUCGAACAGGCUUUGCAGGUUGCUGUGUACGGCGACCCAGUGAAGACGAAGACGAACGGUGUAAACGGACACGUUUAUUUAACUGCGAGUGGAGAUGACUCCCCGCCUCUCGUUGGUUAGAGGAUGUCCUCUUCCUUGGACUUUGAUUUUGACAAUCUAUAGACUGGUAUGAUCGAGCUUAAAUUAUUAUUCUAUAGAAGUUUUCGCAAGGAACGUUGUUGCUUUCUUGUAGUAGUCUUAUUAAAUGUUGGAAUACAUGAGUGGUUUUCUCUGAGUCGGAGAUUUUCAUGAUGGGAGUCUAUAUCAUCGUUGCUGUAAAUCACAAGAACAGUUUAAUAUAGAUGAUCGAAG
Fomitiporia mediterranea MF3/22 is the source of this 1647-nucleotide messenger RNA. RefSeq lists its product as uncharacterized. The transcript is spliced from 2 exons. Gene Ontology annotation, biological process: transsulfuration. The coding region runs from base 61 to 1416 and encodes 451 amino acids. The record is from RefSeq and is a predicted model, not a curated record. NCBI's taxonomy places the organism in Eukaryota, Fungi, Basidiomycota, Agaricomycetes, Hymenochaetales, Hymenochaetaceae. Gene Ontology annotation, molecular function: cystathionine gamma-lyase activity; pyridoxal phosphate binding. Gene Ontology annotation, cellular component: cytoplasm.